Molecule: messenger RNA, 1042 nt
Organism: Ceutorhynchus assimilis (cabbage seed weevil)
Lineage: Eukaryota; Metazoa; Arthropoda; Insecta; Coleoptera; Curculionidae
Source: the annotation of a GenBank genome assembly
UAAAAACACUGUGCAUUAAUGAAAACAUUCAGUGGCAUCUAAUUUGCAAAAAAUGAAAUUCGCCAUUGUCUUUGUAGCCUGUUGCCUUCUUGGCGCAUUUGUUGCUGCAGAAGAAGAGCAUGAAUUCAUUGACUGGCACCACCUCAAACCUUUGAACCUCCACGUAGAGCCCAUUGGACCAGUUCCAGAAUCCACUGGAACCAGAAUCAUCGGUGGAUCCGUUGCCCCUCGCAAUGCUUUUCCUUACCAAGUGGCCUUAAUCAUCAACAACAGCGGUUUUUGCGGUGGUUCCAUCAUUAGCAGAAAUUGGAUAUUGACUGCUGCUCAUUGUGUUGACACUGGUACCCGAUUCCAAGUCAUUGCUGGUGCUCAUAACCCUUCCACUAAUGAACCAUCUCAAGUGAGAAUGGCUGCCAAAUCUCGCGUUGUUCACUCUGAAUGGAACCGUUCUCGUCUACAAAACGACAUUGCAGUUCUUGAGGUUCCCAACAUUCCAAUCGGAAAGCCGGGAAUUGAUAGCAUCAGGUUGGCUCCAUCUAAUGCUGGCACUUAUGCUGGAUCCAAAUCUGUACUUUCUGGAUGGGGUAGAACCAGUGACGCAAGUACUUCUAUAGCAUCUAAAUUGCAAUACGUCCAUUUGUCAAUUAUCACCAAUCGGGUUUGCCAGAACUCUUUCGGUUUGAACGUAAGAACCACAAACAUUUGCACUUCUGGAGUUGGUCGAGUGGGUGCGUGCAAUGGUGACUCUGGCGGCCCGUUGGUAGUUGAUGGUGUCGAAGUUGGAGUGGUUUCUUUCGGCAAUGGAAAUUGCGAGCGUGGAUCUCCUACCGUAUACGCUAGAGUUUCGUCCUACAGAGCCUGGAUUAAACAAAAUACUGGAGUAUGAUUAUUGAACAAGGAUGUUACUUUCAUUGAUAUCUAAAUAAAUAAUUUGCAAAAAUGUUUUCAUGUUUUUCAAUAUGCAUACCCAAAAAUCAUUAAUGCUCAAAAUACCUACUAAAACGACAAAGAAGAAAGUAUAAUAAAUUCGAUUACAAACCAA